Molecule: messenger RNA, 3910 nt
Organism: Hypanus sabinus (Atlantic stingray)
Lineage: Eukaryota; Metazoa; Chordata; Chondrichthyes; Myliobatiformes; Dasyatidae
Product: plakophilin-1-like
Exons: 14
Coding region: 137-2356 (739 amino acids)
Biological process (GO): cell-cell adhesion; intermediate filament bundle assembly; cell-cell junction assembly
Cellular component (GO): nucleus; cytoplasm; adherens junction
Molecular function (GO): cadherin binding
Source: RefSeq, a predicted model, not a curated record
AUCAGGUACAGGGCGGGGCAGAGCAACAACGACAAGAGAAGAGACCGGCUGUAAACUGCAAAGGAUUCGGAACAAUCAAAUAGGGGAAGUUGUUGUUCGCGGGUGGAAGGUUUACUGGGGGGAAAAAUCUGCUAAAAUGGCUUAUAUGAAGACUGUAACAGCGGGUCAAUCAUUUAACAAUCAGGAUAAUUCUACUUUGGCUCUGCCGCCGCCCGGAAGGUUAAGCUCUUUGGCCCGAGUGGAUAGUGAACGCAGAGUUAACAACCAAGUACGCAUGAUGAUGCAGAAUAAGAAAAAUCAUCAGUCGACCAUUAAACGAGAAGGGUCAAAUGGGCAAAAAGACGUUGUUGACCUUGGAAAUAGAAUGCAAAGUAUUACUGUGAAGAGCCAAGGAACUCUGAGGCAAAAGACUUCACCCUAUGAUGGUACAAUGAAUGGAUUUCCUAAAGUGGAAGACAACCAUCUUUAUGGAACGGGAAUCACAAGAGGGAAACGGCACAAGAGUGUGUUCAGUUCAUACAGCGUGAAGGGGACCAGAUCAAUUAGUGCCCCAUCAUAUCGCAAAUAUUCUGGUCCAUACAGUCCACAGAGUGAUAAUGAUGUCUUUCUCUACGGUAUUUCAUCCAGCCGAAGUGAGCCAGAUCUCAUUAAUGUCGGAACUUCAGCAACAAUCAAACGAAAAAAAAGCAACCGCAGAGCGUCAGCCCAGACCAGGAGUUACUUUAUGAGAACAACCAAGACCAUGCCGUCUCGCAUUCUUUCAGACACUAGAAGUCCUGAAAACGUUAGGUUAGUACGGUCAUGUACGCAGCUUCAACCUCCAAAGAGAGACGGUACCAGAAGGAAAGUCGAUGGAGUGCGAGAAAUCAGUGGAGACUUUAACUUGCAAAAAGCGGUGGCUCUUUUAAGCACUCAAGAUCCCAAUGUUCAGGCUUAUGCUUCUUCCUACAUACAGAAUGAAUGUUACAAGGAGGACAGCGCUAAAGCAAUGAUUUGCCAUUUGGGUGCAAUUCCUGAAUUAAUUAACCUUUUGAAAAUCAAAAAUACCAAUGUUCAGCAGUCAGCAUGUGCAGCCCUCCGAAAUGCAGUCUUUAAGAAUGUCACCAACAAGUUGGAGGUAAAGAAGCACGAUGGAAUCAAACAAGCACUUCAACUGCUGAGAGAAACAACUGACCCAGAAACAAAGAAGCAAAUAACUGGACUUCUGUGGAACCUUUCAUCGUGUGAUGCUAUAAAGGACGAUCUAAUUAAGGACGCCUUACCAGUACUGACUGACUCUGUGAUUGUUCCAUAUGCUUCUCAAGGAGUUAAAAAUCAAGGAACCAUGGAUUCAGAAAUAUUUUACAAUGCUUCAGGGUGUUUAAGGAACCUGAGCUCAGCUGGGCAGAGCGGCAGGCAGGAGAUGCGAAACACUCCUGGUUUUAUUGAUGCUCUCAUGUCUCAUGUUCAAGGAUGCCUUGCUGUGGAUCAACCUGAUGAAAAGUCUGUUGAAAACUGUGUCUGUAUCCUCCACAACCUCUCGUAUCACUUGGAUUCAGAAGUCCCAAGUGCAUUUGCCCAUUUCGGUGAGCAGGCGGAUGUGCAUCUCACCAAAAAGAUGUCAAAGAGGUCUUCUGUAGGCUGUUUUACUCCAGGAGCAGAGCAUUUUGAGGAGGCAGAUUUAUGUAAUAUGUAUUUCACUCAAGAGGACGCCAAUCCCAGAGGAGUUAACAACCUCUUCCAUUCGAAAGCAGUUAAAAUGUAUGCUUCGCUGUUGGACAAAUCCAAGUCUGAUGCAACGUUGGAAGCCUCUGCUGGAGCUCUGCAGAAUUUGACAGCCGGCAACAAAGUGUCGUCAUACCUGAUGAGUUCGGCAUUAGUGGACGGAGAGAAGGCAAGUCCGCAGGUGGCAAAGCUUCUCCAUUCUGGGAAUACAGACCUACAGAAGACAGCAGUUUUAUUGCUGAAUAACCUUACACGACACAGUAAUCUCCAGCCACAAUUGGCUUCUCAGACGCUACCAGCGUUAGCACGGCUUCUCCCUAGUGGAGGCAAGAGUACAGCUCCUUCAGAUGACACCAUCGCUUCUGCCUGUAACAUUAUGCGAAAUCUGAUUCCUAAUAACACCAGCUUGGCAAAAACAGUGCUGCAGGGUUCUAUGUUGAGAAAUCUGAUGAAUCUCAGCAAAUCCAGUACACAUCCCUCAGCUGGGAAAGCUGCCUGCCUUUUCCUGUAUGAAAUGUGGCUGCAGAAAGAUCUACAGAGUUUCUUCAAGAGGGAAGGAUUUUCAAAGAGAGACUUUGUAAAUGAUUUGACAUCGUCUGCAGUCAAAUUAGCACAACAGAAUGCUUUAGGAUUCAUGAGCAAAAGGUUCUGAAAUAAUUGCUCAAAAGGUGGAUUUGAUUAUCUAUGACGAGUCUCUUCAAGAAACUCCUGUUGCAUGGACUGGACACUGGGGGGGUGGGAAAAAAGAAAAUCUAGUGGGUUUAUGGUGGGGAGAGUGAAAUUUAAAAGUGAUAUUUUUUUAACAUUUUUACUUUCUAGAAUUCUAUUGCAAGCUAAAAGUUCUAAAUUUACUGUAUAAGUUUGAGAGGCAUAUCUAAUAGAGAAAUGUUCUUCAGAGUAUCUCUUCACCCAAAUUUCUGGAUUUUUGCAAGUUUGCUAAUGCUUUAAGUUUGCUCUGGGUUAUUUUGGAUGUCAGUAUUAGUGACUUUAAGAUGUAUGUAAAUAAAUUUGAUAAUUUUGAUCAUUGUUUUAACCAAAAAAAAACUUUAAGUGAAUUAUUUUGUAUUUGGGUAUGUGCCAGCUGGCUUCAGCUGUUCAAUAUAAUUUUAAUGGACAUCAAUUUGUCAACAGUUUAAUUUGCUUCUUGGAAUAAUCCUUAAAAUGCUAGAGAAAUGAAAUAAUUGAUAAAGAUAGGAAAGAUACUCCAAAUUGAUCCAGGGCUUAUAAUGAUAAUGUAAUUUUAAACUAUAAAGUGAUAAAGCUUUUUUUUGUUGGUUUGUUUUCCUACGUUUAAUCUAUUAAACUUAUUUGGUAGAAUUGUCAGUCACACUGAUUGUACACCCAUAUGGUAUGCAUGAUCAAGAGAAGUAUAUUUUUUAAUUGCCGUGAUAAAACAAUAUGAGGAAAUUGUAUUUUAGAUUCAUAACAUUUUAUUUAUGGGAAUGAUUCACUCAAUUGGCUGGUGGUGUUUGAGGAAAAAUGGGGGGGAAAGUAACAUGACUUAUUUACAAGUGCUUGAGCUACAAUAAGCAGAGGCAACUAUGCGGACCUGGAAUGAUUUACUUUUGAAGUCAUUGAAUCUUGGCUUGCUGAGGCAAUAAUAAGAUUAAAUUACAGUUCUAAAGCAACUGAGUAUCAAUAAUACCAGUUUAAGUUGUAUAUUCAGAGUUCUUAAGAGUGAAAGGAAGGUCCAACUGUUUUAAUUAAAUGUCUUCCCAUUUUUUCAGUUGCAUAAAUAUGUUUGCAUGAUCCAGCUACAUUCAAUAUGCACUCAUUAAGACAUUGAAAUUUACUGUAUCCUUUCGCUGAAACUGCAAUAGUUCGCAUCCUAGUUGAAAGGAUCUGAACUGAGACACAUUUCAAAUAAUGUUUUAUAACCAAUUACUCUGCUCUUUUAAAAAAAAUCUAUGUAUUCUUCUGGCACAUAUUUGAUUUGAUAAAUUUUUAACUCUUCAUUAAAAAUCAAAAUUUUGCUACAAGUGAACUUUUAAAAGACAUGAUUGAAAACAUUUUAUAAAUGUUAUACCUCUCUACACUAAGUUUCUGAUAAAUAAUUCAGUAUUUACUUCAAAAAUGUUCAAAGGUUUCUGAGCUGACUUUUUAUAGUUAUGGAAAAUGUGUAUGUAGAAGGUUCAUACAUGUUUAAUGCUUUUUGCUUUGGGAAUAUUCACUCUACUCUCGUUAAUAAAUUUGGGCUUGCUGACCA